CUGGACAAAACCGUCUUUAUUAAACUAUAAAUGCUUUUCUAACCGCCCGUUUCUGCCUCUACAAGGUGGUCGUUAAACCUGCGGCCGCCUCGGUAAAUAUUUUCUGUCGGCAUGAAUCUCGGAGAUGGCCUGCUGUUUGAACUUGAAAAUGGGAAACCCAGGUUGAUUUUACUCAGCCAUGGUGUUGAAAAGAAUCCAGCAAAGCUGUCCAUCAGGCCCAGAGCGGCUAACAUCCUCAGCUCCAGGCAGCCGUCCUGUGUGGAGGAAGUGCAGGUAGAGGAGCGUCCAGCCCGUCUGCAGGCAGGGAGACAUAAAGAGGCCAAGACCAAGGCAGGAAGAGCAGCUGCCAACACCGCCACCACUGGAGGGAGAAGCACCACUUUGAUAUCAUCCAAGACACAUGAGCAUCACAACGGGGGCGGCAUAAAAGCUGUGGCCAAGGUGAAAUCAGAUAGACACAAACACGGCUCCACUGUUGGAUCCCUAAGAGCCAAUGGGAAAACAGGACAGCCUCAGAACAGUGGGACACAAGCUGGUGGAAAGGCGGGACUAAAGGACACGCUGGCCAGUGGGGGUGCAGGGCUGAAGGACAGCAUGGCGGUUCUGACCAGUGAGCAGCUACAGCAGAUCCUCCACACCGUCCAGACCUCCAGCAAUGGUGAACAACCAGGAGAGGACCACAGGACGCAGGGUAGCGGCAGUGAUGGCUCGAAAUCUGGCACCUCAUUGCAUGAAGGAGGACGAGGAGGAGAGAUGAAGGAGGCAGACAGAGGAGGAGGAGGAGCAGAGGAAGGAAUAAAGGAAGAUGGUGGUGGAGGAGUGACUGAUACAACUGGAACCUCUCAGGAUAAAGACAACAGGUUGUCUGGAUGUUUGUUCAGCUGGUUGGAGGAGGGACAGUCAGGCGGCAGAUCGGCCAUCGACGCCAAGAAGGCUCAGUGGAGGAGAGAACUUGACGAGCAGGUGGCACUGAAGCAGCAGCAGCGCUCGGCCUCUGGCAGACUCCAGGCUGAGGAGGACACGGAGAGUUUGUUAUCAGUUCAGAGCUCCAUCAGCCACAGAGAGCAGCCUUCAGCCAUCAGAUCCAGCCUCAAACUCGGGGAGGUCACGCCAGUGGAGGAGUUGUUGAGUGUUGGGAGGAGAGAGGAGCAGAGGAGACGCUGGCUGGAGGAGCUGGACCAACAGAGAGAGGAGACGACUGAACGUAGGAGACGAGAGAAACUGCUGCAGAACCAGGCAGAAGACCACGAGCUCUGGGCCACCCACUUUGACUCGCUGCAGAGGAGGCCUCCUGUCCACACUGCAGCUCCAUCAGCCCCACCUCCUGCCCCAUCCAGCGCAUCUGAGCGAGGGGACUGGGAGCCCUCGUCCAGCCUAUCCCUAGUCUGGGAGGCCAUGAGCAGCUGUGGAGCGGAGAGCGCCGGGCGGGCCAGCGUGGAUACGACCAGCGGAUACCCGAGCAGAGCCAGUUAUCUGAGGACCAUGACUGCCCUGCUGGACCCCACCCAGAUAGAGGAGAGAGAGAAGAGGAGGCUCAAACAGCUAGAGCAGCAGCGAGCGAUCGAAGCCCAGAUGGAGGAGCGUCGGCGGCAGAAGGAAGAAGAGAGGGCGAGAAGGAGGGAGGAGGAGGAGGACGAAGAGAGGAGGGUGGCGCUGGAGAGGGAGAUGCUGCAGAGACAGUAUGAGCUGGACACACUGAGGGAGAGGCAGAAGCCGAGCCAUCCGGCAGAGGAGCCGAAGAAAGGUCCCGGUGAUGACAGAUUGCAGGAGACACUGGAGCCCAGCGCAGUUACAAGACAGGCUGAGCAUUUGGAGGAGGAGGUCAGCAGUUCAGUCUCCCCAUACAAGGACACCGCUGUACAGACAGAAGCAGCUUCCUCUCUCCCGCUCGGAGCAGACGACGUUUCUGCGCAGUACCAGCCGCCUCCUUCUCUGUCUGCUGCUCCUCCAAACAGCAGGAACCGAGCAGUGAGCACCGGCAAGGAGAACAUCUGUCUGCCUCGAGGAGGAGCAGGAGCAGGAGCAGACCCAUAUGAAGCAUUUGCACGGACGGACAGGAGCAGGAGAGAGAAGAGGAGGCCGGAGUGGAACACACAGAGGCCCAGCCGUCGGUUCGUUCCAGCCUCGGAGCGUUACCCGGCCGCUCUGCAGAGGAACAGACAGGAGAGUCGACUGAAGAGGCAGGCCGAGCUCCUCGCCCUGCAGGAGAGGACCUGCCAGUCCAGGACCGACCCCCCUCCUCCUCCUCUCUCUGAGCACCAUGCUCCUCGUCACUGCUCCAACCACACACGGACCAGAACCAGUCCGAACAGUAAGGGGGAGACUGUUUCCAGAGGACAGAGCAUCUCUGCAGCCAUCAACAGUGAAAGGGGGCGCUCUCCUCCCGUCCCUGCUGUCAGACUCAGAGUGCAGACUCAGCAGGCCUCUGGCCCUCUUCCUCCUCCGGCCCUGGAGUACAUUCCCUACGUCCGGACUGAUGAAGUCUUCAACCUGGACCCGCUGGAACCUGCUGACACACCCCCACCUCACUCACACACAGAAGCUCCUCCUCAGACCUCAGUGUCUCCUCCUUCUCCCUCACGCCAAGACCCCCUUCUCCACCCUGAGCUGCUUCAUAAAACACACACACACCGACAGCAGGAGAUCCUGAGAGGCCUGGCUCAGCUACGGCAGGGUUUAUUACAGAAGCAGAGGGAGCUGGAAGCGGACCUGAACCCUCUACUGAAACACCAGGACAAGGAGGUCCCGUCGCCCUCGGCAACACACCGCAUGUGACCUCUGACAACUACACUUCACAGGUGGAUGCUUUGUGUGUGUGCUGACAGUGAUCUCUGAGUUUUUCUGAGCAGAAGUGACGCUGAAUCAGCCGUCAUGAGAACAUUUAACAGAAAGCCUUCAGUGUUUUCUGGAGCUCAUUCAGUCGUCCGACACCUCGACGCUCACUGAGUUUACUACAUCAGAAAAUCAACAAACGCACUGCAGCAGAUUUUCAAAGUAAAGCUGAUUGUGUCAGAUUGAGUUUAAGUUUUGUGAUGCCUGAACUCAAGUUUGGGUGAGAAACAUUUUAUGUGACGAUUGUAUUUUAAAGUUUUGUUCAAUGCACUUUCCACAACACUGACACUAUACCAGACAGGUAUUGAGUUUUACCUUUUUCUUCCUGGGUUGGGGUUGCAGCAGAGGCGGCACCAGACUCCUCCACUUCCUGCAGAGGAGCAGUGCCAACUUAUUUAUAUCAUGAUUGAGAGAAGUGUUUUUGUUUCUUCAGCUUCCUGCUGGCCGAGGAGCUUCAUCUUUCACUUUAUGCUUCUGUGUUGUGUAGUUUUUUUUAUGGGUUUUACUGUAU
Seriola dumerili (greater amberjack) is the source of this 3343-nucleotide messenger RNA. It is a transcript of the gene ccdc66, whose product is annotated as coiled-coil domain containing 66. The transcript has 21 exons. Gene Ontology annotation, molecular function: microtubule binding. Gene Ontology annotation, biological process: cilium assembly. The record is from RefSeq and is a predicted model, not a curated record. The coding region runs from base 112 to 2775 and encodes 887 amino acids. Gene Ontology annotation, cellular component: cilium; microtubule. NCBI's taxonomy places the organism in Eukaryota, Metazoa, Chordata, Actinopteri, Carangiformes, Carangidae.